CCGUGGUUCUUCCGGUUGUUGUUUACACCAGCGCUGGUUAAAGCUAUCCAUUUUAUAACCAUGGCCCAGAUGUAUAAACUGCUUACACAAGCCUUAAAAAAAUUGUCAUCUGUUUAGUUUUUUUUCUUCAUGGCUAGUCAACGUUUUAGUCAGAGACAACAAGGUAGAAUGACUCAGAAAAGUAAGACUGGCUACCUCUUGGCUAAAUGCAAGUUGGUCGAAUUAACUCUUACUUGACAGUCUUAACGCAGUGGCUAUUUGUAUGCAACUUGCCCCAUGUGUGCUCUGAGUACUUGGGGAUUUAUUAGCGUAUGUUUAAACAAAUGCGCUGAAACGGCGGAGGAUGAUUUGUGACCGCUAGAGGGCGCUGUUUCUGCAUCAGAAGAGAGAACAGCAUCGCUUCACUCCCAAUCACAUCCAGCAGAAGCUAAAGGAGACACAUCUGGAGACGCGCACGUCCUCACGCGGAGACACACACGAGUAAAACAAUAGGAAAAAUUCUGUGAAGCCAGCAACAAAUAGACAACAAUAUGAAAGAUCCUGGCUCUCUGUCAGAACAGUAAAAAGAGACGAUGGGAGAAGACAACAGGAGCACCUCCACCGGGACAUGGACUCUCAUCCCCCCAUCGGGGAGCCCCCAUGACCUCAUGGCCAAUUACGACAUCCCUCUGGAUUACGAGGUUCCAGUUGACGAGAUCCCAGACACAACUCAGGGACGAGCGUUCUUCGUGGCUACAAUCGUUAUCGCGGUGGUCCUGGUCUGCAUCAUGCUGGUCUGCGGCGUUGGGAAUUGCCUCUUUAUAGCCUCAUUGGCACGCUAUAAAAAACUAAGGAAUCUCACUAAUUUACUCAUCGCCAAUUUGGCAAUAUCAGACAUCCUGGUGGCCACUGUGUGCUGUCCCUUUCUGGUGGAUUAUUACGUGGUCAAGCAACUGUCAUGGGAUCAUGGGAUUGUGCUUUGCGUCUCCAUUAACUACCUUAGGACUGUGUCUCUCUACGUGUCCACCAAUGCCCUGCUAGCCAUCGCGGUGGAUAGGUACAUGGCUAUCGUUCACCCCCUGAAGCCCCGUAUGAAGUAUCAGACAGCGUACUGGAUCAUUUUCGGAGUUUGGAUAAUCCCAGUCCUCAUUUCGGUGCCGUCGGCCUACUUCGCUACAGAGCACGAGUACCCGCACAGCACGCUCGGCCACGACAGAAAGAUCUUCUGCGCUCAGAUCUGGUCUGCAGACCAACAGCUCAUGUAUCGCUCCUACUUCCUCUUCAUCUUCAUCGUGGAGUUCCUGGGGCCCGUGGUCACCAUGUCGGUCUGUUACGCGCAGAUCUCCAGGGAGCUGUGGUUCAAGAACGUCCCGGGAUUUCCGACGAAGCAGCUGCGUAAACGGCUACGACAGCGGCGCAGGACGGUGGUGGCGCUGAUUGCGGUUCUGGCGGCGUAUGUGAUGUGCUGGGCGCCAUAUUAUAGUUUCACGCUACUGCGGGAUUUCUACCCAGCGCUGAUCACACGCGGCCGUAACUCACUGGUCGUUUUCUACAUCAUCGAGUGCAUCGCGAUGAGCAACGGGGUCAUUAACACUCUGUGUUUUGUGAGCGUUAGGAACAAUGCCACAAAGUGCUUUAAAGUCGUCAAAAUUGCUCACUGGCGCUCGCUAACGAGGGUGAUCGCUGGAAAGAUGGUGGAAGACGACAUUAGGACUUCAUCCUUAAGAGUGACAGAGGAUCUGGAAUGUACACGAAUAAAGUGAAAUGAUGGAGAAAUAAACUAAAAGGUGAUACAAGGCCUCAACAAUGGCAUCAUGUGGGUCAAGAAAUGUCGGUAAAUUUGGAAGGAUCCACAGAGACAUGAAAACAUUUCUUACGGGAACAGAUAAAUUAAGAAAGACUUGUUUUGGAAGUCAAAACAAUAUGAUAGACCGGUUAUAUGGUUUUGCCAAGAGUUUAGAUAUAAACAAAAUUAACUGAUGAGAGACUGGCUUGUGUAAAUGCUCCCAGAUUAAUAUAUUAAUGUUAAAUCCACUACAGGAAUAAUUUCCCAAUUCAUUAGUAAAAACAUUGCCUCAAAGACCCCCUGACAUCAACGUGCAUUUUCAGUGAUCAGUGUAGAUUUGCUGAAGGUGACAAACCAGAAAUGAUGUUGCUGAUCAAAACCCUGACUUCAUUGAUUUUAAUAAAAGUGCCAGACAAAAUGUUCAAUUCAUAAAUCCUAUUCAGAUGAAUGUUCAAAAAAGUGGCUGUACCUACAUUUUUGUCAGUGAAAUGCUAACUUGUAUUCCUUUUCACACAAAUUGUAAAAGCAAAUUAUCAGACAAUAAAGACUUUUUGUGCAGUUUCUUGCACAAUACAUGUUAUGACCUCAAAACACUUUUACCGUAGUGCAUGACUUGUAAACUAAAUACAUUUUGAUGUUUGAAUCACAUAACCAGCUCCAUAUAUAUGGCUUUUCUGAUGUAGUAAACUUGCUCGGUAGCGCACCUGGUAAUUGCAUUUGCCAUGUGUCGCACUCAGGUAAAAUACUUGAGACACAAUUCACAAUAAAAGAGCUAAAACACUAA
This is a messenger RNA of Carassius gibelio (silver crucian carp), 2549 nucleotides long. It is a transcript of the gene prokr1a, whose product is annotated as prokineticin receptor 1a. Gene Ontology annotation, molecular function: neuropeptide receptor activity. The record is from RefSeq and is a predicted model, not a curated record. The transcript has 3 exons. The coding region runs from base 573 to 1742 and encodes 389 amino acids. Gene Ontology annotation, biological process: neuropeptide signaling pathway. NCBI's taxonomy places the organism in Eukaryota, Metazoa, Chordata, Actinopteri, Cypriniformes, Cyprinidae. Gene Ontology annotation, cellular component: membrane.